AUGACCGAAACGCUCACAGCCAACAAGCCGGCAACGACCCUCCUCCGCCUGGCCUCCGGCAACGGCCCCGUCACACGUACCGUCCUGACAACCCCCCUUCGCGAUGCCCUCCCCUCUGAGAUACCCAUCAUCGACAUAUCCGGAGCCUUCAGCGACGCCCUCGCCGACCGCGAAGUCGUGGCGCAGCAGAUCCGCGCCGCCGCCACGACCUCGGGCUUCUUCUACAUCGCCAACCACAACAUCCCCGCCUCGGUGACCGAAUCGGCCAAGGCCGCCUGCCUCGCCUUCUUCCGCCAGCCGCUCGAGGCCAAGAUGCAAGCCCACGUCGGCAAGUCGCGCUACUUCAACGGCUACAAGCCGCCGGGCUCGCAGCGCAUCAACAAGUCCGAGUCGGUCGACGCCCGCGAGACCUUCAGCUGGACCUACGACCCGCGCUUCGACCCCGCGGCCCCGCCCGUCGAGGCCAUCCCGCCCGCGCCCGGCGGCUUCCUUGCGAAUGAAGAAGCGGCGGCGCAGGGGCCCUCGGCCUCCGCGAACGGGGGCGACGGCCCGGCCGAAGUCUCAAUCGGCUCGCACACGGAUUUCCAGCUGUUCACCAUGCUGUGGCAGGACGACGUCGGCGGGCUGCAGGUGCUCAACCGCGACGGGCAGUGGAUCCGCGCGUCGCCGGUGCCGGGCACCUUUGUCGUCAACAUUGCCGACUACCUGCAGCGCAUCACCAAUGACCUGUACGUGAGCACGGUCCAUCGGGCUGUGAACCGCAGCGGCAGGGAGAGGAUCAGCAUGCCCUUCUUUUUCGGCUUCGGGCUGCAUGAGAGUUGUGCUGUCAUCAAGAGCUGUCUGAAGGACGGGGAGGCGCCGAGAUAUGAGGAGAUUGGAUGUGACGCGUGGGUGAAGAAGAGGGCCCAGGCCAUGCACAAGACGGAUUCAGAUGACGAAGAGGCAGACUGA
This is a messenger RNA of Verticillium alfalfae VaMs.102, 951 nucleotides long. RefSeq names its product gibberellin 3-beta-dioxygenase. Gene Ontology annotation, molecular function: dioxygenase activity. Lineage: Eukaryota; Fungi; Ascomycota; Sordariomycetes; Glomerellales; Plectosphaerellaceae. The transcript has 2 exons. The coding region runs from base 1 to 951 and encodes 316 amino acids. The record is from RefSeq and is a predicted model, not a curated record.